Eupeodes corollae is the source of this 1467-nucleotide messenger RNA. It is a transcript of the gene DCTN2-p50, whose product is annotated as dynactin subunit 2. Gene Ontology annotation, biological process: mitotic spindle organization. NCBI's taxonomy places the organism in Eukaryota, Metazoa, Arthropoda, Insecta, Diptera, Syrphidae. Gene Ontology annotation, cellular component: centrosome; cytoplasm; dynactin complex. The transcript has 2 exons. The record is from RefSeq and is a predicted model, not a curated record. Bases 154 to 1281 code for a protein of 375 amino acids.
UUUUGACGUUUGUGUGUGUCACCUCGAAACUUCACAAUUAUUUUCUGUUAUGUGGAUUGCCAAUUUUGUUGAUUUUUAUUCAACAAGAUUCGUCAUCGUCUGUGAAAACUUUGCUUUCCAAUAGAAACUUAAAACGUAAAAUUCACAGGCAUUAUGGCAGAUCCAAAGUUUGAGAACUUACCAGGCAUCGCCUACGACCAGCCCGAUGUUUAUGAAACCCCAGAUGUAGAAGCCGAGACUUCUGACUACUAUGAGGAAGAGCCCAGCACCGAGUUCAUUCAAUACAUUCAUAUUUUAAAACAAGACUCUUUUGGCAAGUUCAAGGGCAAGCAAUUUGAGAGCCGUGAGGACUUCUCCGAUCGCAUCGACAAGAAAUAUCGCAAAGGCUAUGAGACUAUGUGCACAGACUACGACAGAGAAAAGGAAACGCCUGUAGAGAAAUGUCGUCGUCUACAAUCCGAAAUGAAUGAUCUACUUGAAGAAUUGGAUUCGAUGAGAAAUGAAAAGAAGGUCGAUCAAGAGGAGAGAGAGUCGUACGAUGCAGUUGCUACUAUUAUAUCAACCGCAAAGAAAGUUAUCGAUUCGCUGCGAUUGGAGCAGGUUCUUGGCCAAGAGCAUGCUGGUGCUGGUAGUCCUGAAGUCGAUAAACUAAUCAAACAAGUUGAAGAAUACAAGACGUCGGGUGUUCUUACAGCCUAUAAGCUCCCGAAUGUUGAUUUAGCUGCGUCUGCCCGUGUGGCAAAAUUGGAACAUCGUUUGCAUGAAUUGGAAAAGGCUGUUGGUGUCAACCCGGAGAAACUAAGCCGGCUAGCUGUUAGUACCGGUACUUCGAAUCUAAUUGAAGCCGUACGCCAAUUGAGUACCAAAGCAGCUCUGCUUCAACCCAAUCAGCUUAGUCAGAUCGAGACGCGUCUUGUUAAUUUGGCCGGUAAAAUGGAUGCAGUCGCAGAGAAAUCCAGUGGUUCGGCUGAUGAUGCUAAGAGAGAUCAAAAAGUUUGCGAAUUGUAUGACAUUGCUAAGAGAACCGAAGGUAUUGCUGAAAUUCUGCCUGAUAUCAUCGAGCGCAUGCAGGCAUUAGAAUCUCUUCAUAAAUAUGCUAUGAACUUUGCUAAAAUCAUCGCUGAAGUUGAGGAAACUCAAAGUUCCAUUUGCCGAAGCUUGGCGAAUAAUAAAACCUUGCUGACCUCUGUGCAGGAAACAUUCGCAAAUAAUUUGGAAAAUGUCAACAAGGAAGUCAAUAAGUUAGAGACGCGUAUCAAUGCUAUUCAAAUUCCAAAGUAGACUAUGGACACCUUUGAUCUCGAUGGAUUGAUUCAUUAAUUUAAAGUUGUCAUGUUCGCAUUAAAUAGAAUAUUUUUAUGAAAUUGUAUUAUUCGUUUAUAAAACAAAUAUUUUAAUUUUUCUCUUAAAAAAACAAAUAACAUACUCAUAAACCAUGCAAAGCGAAUAAAUUGUAUUUAAAAUGUA